AAAGGUUACAGAUGAAAAUAUAGACAAGACAAUUGAGAGGAUGGAGUAUAUAGUAAACAAUGAGUAAAAAAUAAAAAAAGGAAACCCUUUGUUUAAUUUUUAUGGGGGAGGGAGUAUUAUUUACUUGUAUGUUUAUUUUUAUUUUGAUUAAAUAUGCCAAAUUCUUGUGGUUUUCCUUCUGGAUCUAUGUUUCAUGAUGAAGCAAAAGGGCCUCGAUUAAGGCCUUGUCAACAUGUGAUGGAGGUGAGGAUCCCUGAGUAGUUAAUUACUACUAGUUCUUCGGAUCCUAUCUUGACGGCUUGAUAAUAUGGCUAUGGGUGCAUGAUGUGGAUGGAUUUGGAUAUCCUCAAACUCAAACCCUUCCCCUAACCUACGUUUUCUUCGUGACUCUGCAAAUCUCUGUGUGAUAUGCUGCAUGGAUCAUCGAGACCUUCAUUCAGGUUAAUUUGUUGACCCAAUUUGAAUUAAGAAAUGUCCAACAAUAAUGCUACUACUGCUGAAGAUCCAUUGCUACCUCCACCAAAAAGGUCAGUGGAAUCUUUGUACCACAUUGUUAUGAAGAGAAGGCGGCCCUCCAGCACCAGCAGCAAUGCACUGAUUCACCAGAAAUUCCAUUCAAACAAGGACCAUCAACAUGAUGAUGAACUUGAAUUCCUUGCUGCUGCUCAGAAGAAACUCAAUGUUAAAACUGUACUGAUCUUUUUGACCGCCUACAUUAGCACAGGAGUCGUCAGCCUCUGCAUUGUUAGGGAUCAGAUUAGCGGAAACAAAACGAACCAAGUUCUUGAUGCAAUCUACUUCUGUGUUGUUACCAUGACAACCGUCGGGUAUGGAGACUUGGUUCCACAAAGCAAAUUAGCAAAGCUCUUAGCCUGCAUUCUUGUAUUUGCUGGGAUGGCCUUAGUUGGCUUUGUUCUGAGCAAUGCUGCUGAUUAUAUUUUGGAAAAGCAGGAAAUCCUCCUGGUUAAGGCUACCCAUCUCCGAAAGAAAUACCAACAGGACGAAAUCCUCAAGGAUGUCGAAGCAUACAAAACUGAGUACAAAUUCAUUGCUGCAUUAGGCCUACUUGUGUUUCUCAUCAUUAUAGGUGUAGUUUUCCUGCAUAAAGUCGAGGACUUGAGUGUUUUCGACGCGUUGUAUUGUGUUUGUGCGACGAUUACCACUCUGGGAUAUGGAGACAAGAGCUUUUCGACUAAGAUGGGGCGUUUAUUCGCUUCAUUUUGGAUACUGAUUAGCACUCUUUGUUUAGCCCAGGUGUUUUACUACCUUGCUGAAUUAUACACUGAGAGAAGGCGCAAGUCAUUCAUCCGGUGGGUUCUAUCCAAGAAGAUGACCGUCACGGACUUGGAAGCUGCCGAUCUUGAUCAUGAUUCCGCCGUCAGUGCAGCCGAGUUUAUUUUGUACAAACUUAAGGAGAUGGGGAAGAUAAGCGACGAAGAUAUUGGUAUGGUGAUGGAACAGUUUAGGAAUCUUGACAUUGAUCAAUCAGGAACGUUGACAAAAUCGGAUAUCGUACAAACAAGUUCAUCUGACUCCCCAAGAUGAAAGUAAUACUGAUCCUGUUUGACACUAAACAGGAAAAAACCUGUUGAAGGCCUUGUGCCUUGUUCCUCUUUUGUUGGUUUUUCUUUCUUUGUGCUAAUUUGUAACGACAGAAGCAGAAGACGUUCUAGUGGAUUUGAGAAUGAGAAUUAAUGUGCAUAUGAUUCUAAAAAAAAAAAAAAGAAGAUAUAUAUACACCACUGUUUCAUAUAUAGAACAAGGUAAUUUUUGUCAAUAGAAAUGCAACAUACAUGAGUGUGUACAACAAUUAGUCAGUGGAUGUUUAAUUUACACUAAAAUUUUCGGCUGGCAUAUACAGAUAUCAAUAAUGUGGAAGCUGAUGAUCAUCAGGGCUCCAGUUGACAUAAUCCAGGAGGCUUUGGCCAUCUCGGUAAGCGCCUUCAUACAUGGCCGAAGAUUGAUAACUGAAAAGCAUGAUCAUUCCAAGCAAGAGAGAUGUGGAGAGUAGAAGUGGCCAGAAGAAGGAGAAAAUGCUGGCAAAAUCAGAGAGGGUAAUGGUAGCCAAUGAGGCAAUGAUGAUGGAGGAAAUGAUGGUGAAAGCAGCAAUGUGAUGAUAUCUGUGUUGGACUAAUUGUUUGGCAUUCACAGAGAUAUCCAUUAUGAUCUCUGUUUUCUUUCUGAAUCGCUGUACCAUAUGAUAUAUCUGUCUUCAUCUUACUCAUUCAUAUCAAAAGCCUUUUUGGAAAGAAAUUGGAGAGUUGUUGGGUGAAGUCUUGGGUUUCCUUUGAUUCUUUGCUGAAUGAUUUAAUUUUAUUGGAUACCUUUCUUCGGCGGCCAAUUUUUUAUCGAUUAAACUUGGGCUUUUCUUUUCGUUGAUGAAAAUCCUGGAAUUCUAG
This is a messenger RNA of Oldenlandia corymbosa var. corymbosa, 2399 nucleotides long. The record is from the annotation of a GenBank genome assembly. NCBI's taxonomy places the organism in Eukaryota, Viridiplantae, Streptophyta, Magnoliopsida, Gentianales, Rubiaceae.